AUGAAACAAAAAAGGAUUUUAGACAUUUUUAUUUUAAUAUUAUUUAUAAUAAUUUUACAACAAAAUUUUGUUUUAUCCUCAAUAGUUGUUAAAGAAGAAGAUUCCUCCGAAGAAAAACAACAAGAAAUGGAAAAUAAAAAAAGAGUUUUAUGUCCAUUAAAUGAAAAUGUUAUUUGUAAUGAGGAAGAUGAAAGGGAAUUUCAUUGUGUUUGUACAAUGUUUGGAUCAAGUGAUCCAGCCCCAGAACAAACAUGUAGUCGUUUACUCAAUUUUACAAAUAAAAGAGACAACUAUUUUGAAGCAAUUUCUGUAAAGCUUCGUCUUAAACAAUUAUUUUUCCCACAAAAUGAAAGCAAAGAAAAAGGAAGUAAUUGGGCAGAUAAUUAUUUGGAAGAAAAAUUUAAAACCCAAAUAAGUGGAAACUUUAAAAUUCCUAAAAGAAAUAUAAUAUUUCUUCGACUUCGCUGUUUAGAAGAUGAAAAUGAAGGAAAAUUAAAAACCUCAAAAAAUGAUGAAAAAGUAAUUGUUCAAUUUGUUGUUUUGCGUAAAAAUAAAAAAAGAAAUAUUUUACCUCCACUUUCUCAAAAUGAUUUAAUAUCAGCAAGUACUGUGGUUAGUAGACUUAAAGGAAUGAAUGAGAUACAAAGACUUGGUGGAUUUGAAAUUAUACACGUUGAAAAGGUUGACGAACUUUUGCCUGUUGAAUUAAAUUUUGAUAAUUCUCGUUUAAUUAUUCAAGCUAUAGCUGUUGGCAUUUUUAUUAUUUUAACAUGUUUGUGUGGUAUUUGGGUAACUCUUCGGAGACGUAGUCCAGAAGAGGAUGGAUAUUCUGAUGUUGAAGAACAAAAAACAAUAAAAUAA
Molecule: messenger RNA, 861 nt
Organism: Meloidogyne enterolobii
Lineage: Eukaryota; Metazoa; Nematoda; Chromadorea; Rhabditida; Meloidogynidae
Source: the annotation of a GenBank genome assembly